AUGUAUCAGAUUAUGUUUGCAGAAAAAUAUUUGAAACAUCUAAAGGGCUGUAUUUGGGUCUGCACUUCUGUGUAUCAGAUGUACUUGGUCCACCUCUCUUGUAAAGGCUUGCCAAAGAGAAAACUUCAGACACAAGGCCAAUUCUCUUGGUGUUUCCUUGGUGGUGUGGGCAGUCGGCGUGCACCGCAUCUCUAUCUCGGCUCUUUCUGGAAGCUUACGUCCUCCCCACAACUUCCAGCGUUCUUCUCGGACAUGGGUUCACUGACCACCGCCAUGUGUAAUCCUGCUCACCUGGUAAAAGUUCUCUUCUUUGUUACACUCCUGAUGACUCUGGUCACUCUACUUACCCUGGUCUGGAAACUAACCGAAAACAGAAGCAAGAGAAAUAGAGAGCCACCCCCAAGAAAGGUGGCAACGCGGCUGGCAUAAAGACCUCGACCUCUUGGUGGGGACUCCAUCGAGGUAAAGACCCGGCGGUACAAGAGGCAGGGCCCCUAGAGCUGUCUCAGAGCCCAGAGCCGCUUUCUCCCCCUAUUCCUCCACUGCCUGAUGUCCCCCGGGCCUCAUUGCCGUCCU
This is a messenger RNA of Callithrix jacchus (white-tufted-ear marmoset), 576 nucleotides long. It is a transcript of the gene SMIM42, whose product is annotated as small integral membrane protein 42. NCBI's taxonomy places the organism in Eukaryota, Metazoa, Chordata, Mammalia, Primates, Cebidae. The record is from RefSeq and is a predicted model, not a curated record.